AUGAGGUUAGACACUAGUGUUGAUAAAAGAGCAAGGAACAUGGCUAGAUCCAGAGGAUUCAUUCUGGACAUGAAUUUAGUGGACGUCCCUUGUGUAGGAGGAAGAUUCUCGUGGUUUAAUGGUAAAGGAAAUGCUAUGAGCAGGCUGGAUCUCUUCUUAUUGUCACAGAAGCUAAUAGAUGAAUGGGGAGUUAUUAAUCAAAGAAUUGGAUUAAGAGACGUAUCGGACCACUUCCCCAUCACAAUCAACACAAGCAACAUCAACUGGGGACCAAACUCGUUUCGUUUCAAUAAUAUGUGGCUCAGACAUGACAACUUCUCUCCUUUUGUCAAAGAUGAGUGGGAGAAGAUAAGCAUGGCUGGAAGAGGCGACUUUGUCCUAUAUGAAAAACUGAAAAGAUUAAAAUCCAUUUUGAGAGGCUGGAAUUGCGACGGCUUUGGUUGGGUGGAUUUAAGAGUGAAUGAGAAAGUAAAGGAGUUGAAUGAUUUAGAUGGCAACCUAGUGGAGAACCAUGGAGACAACAUUGAUGAGCUGGCUAAAGUUAGAAGCAACAUGAUGGGGGAUUUGUGGAAAACUCUUAAUAUCAAGGAAGGAAUGCUGCGCCCAAAAUCAAGACAAAGGUAG
Messenger RNA from Vicia villosa (hairy vetch), 624 nucleotides. RefSeq lists its product as uncharacterized. Lineage: Eukaryota; Viridiplantae; Streptophyta; Magnoliopsida; Fabales; Fabaceae. The transcript has a single exon. Bases 1 to 624 code for a protein of 207 amino acids. The record is from RefSeq and is a predicted model, not a curated record.